Penicillium diatomitis is the source of this 1428-nucleotide messenger RNA. RefSeq names its product putative l-fucose permease. Gene Ontology annotation, biological process: transmembrane transport. Gene Ontology annotation, molecular function: transmembrane transporter activity. NCBI's taxonomy places the organism in Eukaryota, Fungi, Ascomycota, Eurotiomycetes, Eurotiales, Aspergillaceae. The record is from RefSeq and is a predicted model, not a curated record. The transcript is spliced from 7 exons. The coding region runs from base 1 to 1428 and encodes 475 amino acids.
AUGGGCUUCAAAGAAGUCUUCAGAAACCGCUCCGGUCUACGGAUCGACAAUCGUAAGACAACGUCCGCCUCAACACUCACCUUGCGUCAGAGCCUCUGGCCCCUCAGUCUCGUGACAAUUUUAUUCUUUCUAUGGGGUUUUGCAUAUGGACUCCUUGACACGCUGAACAAGCACUUCCAAAAUACGCUACAUAUCGAUCGCACACGAUCAGCCGGUCUCCAAGCAGCAUAUUUUGGCGCCUACCCACUGGCCUCGCUCGGCUACGCCAACUGGAUUCUCCGCCAUUAUGGAUACAAAACCGUCUUUAUCUUUGGUCUGACUUUGUACGGCAUCGGUGCCUUGUGCAUGUGGCCAGCGGGGCUCAAUCAGUCCUUUGGUGGAUUCUGCGGUGCGACAUUUGUUAUUGGGUCUGGCCUGGGAUCUCUGGAGACCGCAGCCAAUCCAUACUUGACCGUGUGCGGUCCUCCCCGUUAUGCAGAGAUUCGAAUCAACUUUGCCCAAUCUUUCAACGCCAUCGGAACCGUUGUCGGACCUGUUCUCGGUUCCUAUGUAUUCUUUACCGGCACAAACGAUACCGUCACUGCGCUUCAGCGCGUUCAAUGGGUCUAUCUCGCCAUCGGAAUUUUCGUCUUCUGUCUCGCUGCUGUCUUCUUCGUUUCAAGCAUCCCUGAAGUCACGGACGAGGAUAUGGCUUUCCAGGUAGCAGAGACUCACGUGGAUGAACAGGAGAAGCCCUUCUGGAAGCAAUAUAAGCUAUUCCAUGCUGCGCUGGCGCAAUUCACUUACACCGGAGCCCAAGUCGCUAUCGCGGGUUACUUUAUCAACUAUGCCGAAGAUACCUGGCCUGGAACUACCGGUGCCAAGGGUGCAAAACUCCUUGCUGGUGCGCAGGGUGCCUUUGCCGCAGGCCGGUUCCUGGGUUCGGGAAUCAUGAAGUAUGUCAAGGCACGCUGGGUGUUUGGUAUCUAUCUUUCGUGCUGUGUGGCUUUUUUGGCCACCUCUGUCACUCAGAGGAAUCAGGCUGGUGUUGCAAUGCUUUACCUAGUCCUCUUCUUCGAGUCCGUCUGUUUCCCAACCAUCGUCGCUCUAGGUAUUCGAGGUCUAGGCCGCCACUACAAGCGUGGCUCAGGCGUGAUCAUCGGCGGUGUCUGUGGUGGUGCCGUCGUUCCCCCGAUUCUGGGCCAUGUAGCAGACAUGAAGAACAACACCGGCUUCGCGUUUAUCGUUCCAACCAUGUUCAUGGUCGUCGCAUGGACCUAUGCCGUGGCAGUCAACUUUGUCCCCUCGUACAAAUCAACCGUGGACAAAGUCGGUGCAAGCCGGGUCGGACUCCAGGAUCAAAAUGCAAAGGAUAUAGAAGCUGCUUCCACGACCGCAGGGGAUCAUGUGGUUCCAGCUAAAAGGGAGAAAGCGGGUGAUAUUGACUGA